AUGCUUUCUCAACGAAAAAUCCAUCAGGAUUCAAAAAGUUCGGAUGAGACAAAUGAAACAGCGUCUCUUAUAUCUAGUGUGUUUAAAAAUGAUAAAUAUGAUUCGGAUAAUUUGAAAAAAAAUUCUUUACUUUGUAAUUUCGGAGAAUUGCCUGUUUGGCUUCAAGAUAAUUGCGACAUUCUUAAAGGAUAUAGAAGACCAACAUUUUCUUAUUUAAAAUGUGUUGACUCAUUAUUUUAUGUUCAUAACGAAAGUGUUAAUAUCUGGUCUCAUCUGGUUGGAGCAAUAUCAUUUAUAUUUCUGGGAUUGAUAACUUAUAAUUAUGUAUUAUCAUAUCACUCUUCGAUUAUUUGGUGGGAUGUUGCCGUUUUUUAUAUAUUUUUGCUCGGUGCUAUGGUUUGUUUAGGACUUUCUUCUUCCUUUCAUACUUUUUGUUGUCAUUCAGAGAAAAUAUGUGUAGCGCUUGCAAACAAGUUUAGAACACCUGAAUUUAGAUGGUUUCGCACAGGAUUAUUUAUUUUCUUGGGAUUAAGUGGGAUUGUACCUCUAGCUCAUGCCUUAAUAAUUUAUGGGAUUGAACUAUCUGUUAAUGUAAUUUCACUUAAUUGGUUAAUAGUGAUGGGGGUAUUCUAUAUUAUUGGUGCAUUGAUUUAUGGUUCAAGAAUACCCGAAAGAUGGUUUCCCGGAAAAUUUGACAUUUAUGGCUCAUCACAUCAAAUAUUCCAUUUUUUUGUGGUGGCUGCAGCAUUUGUACAUUAUUUUGGUGUUAUACGGGCAAUGAUGUUCUGGCAUGAAAAAAAUCAUAAUUGUGAGCUAGAUGUUUCAAUGUUGAAACCUAGCUUUGCUUUUUGA
Dentiscutata erythropus is the source of this 852-nucleotide messenger RNA. The record is from the annotation of a GenBank genome assembly. NCBI's taxonomy places the organism in Eukaryota, Fungi, Glomeromycota, Glomeromycetes, Diversisporales, Gigasporaceae.